Stylonychia lemnae is the source of this 672-nucleotide messenger RNA. The record is from the annotation of a GenBank genome assembly. Lineage: Eukaryota; Ciliophora; Spirotrichea; Sporadotrichida; Oxytrichidae.
AUGCUACAGUCAAUUGGACUUCAUGAUGUUGACUAUUAUACUUUCCAAGGAGCAAUUAAGAGAUUUGGAUAUCGAGAUAAUCUCAAUGAUGAGCAGAUGAAAACAAUUAAGAAGGAGAUUAGGCUAAAUUACGAGGACAUGCUAGAUUAGAAUCAUUCACCACAUGCUGUAGUGUACAAAGAUGAGAACUUUUUCUUUAUUGAAAAAAGACACACAGUUUAUAACUUGUUGAAAUUGGGCUUCUUAGUUUGCAGGUUUGAGAGCGUCGAGGAUUAGGAAUUAGAAAUGUGGCAUUUAUUGAAUCCCCUGCUUAAUGAAACAGUUUCCAAGAGGACAGUAGAGCAAUUUCUAAGAGAUUUAAUAUACGUAGCUAUCGACAUGAAUAUUAAUAUAUUGAAGAAUGCUGAAUAGCAUGAGAAUCCAGAUAUUCCUAAAGCUUUGGCCUAUUUGGAAGAGUCAUCAAAGAAGCGAGACAUAUUUAUCAAUCAGAGACUCAAAAGAUUCAAGAAUGAAAAUAUCGCAAGAGAUGAAUUAAUGGAACAUACUAGGGACUGUUUCUUCUAAUCAUAUAGACUAAGAUUAGCAAUCAGCGGUUGUCAAGCAGGUUUUAUAGAUUAUACGCCUUUAAACAGAGAUAACUACCCAAAUUUUAGACAGGAAAACCAAAACUGA